This is a messenger RNA of Delphinapterus leucas (beluga whale), 2249 nucleotides long. It is a transcript of the gene MPZL1, whose product is annotated as myelin protein zero like 1. NCBI's taxonomy places the organism in Eukaryota, Metazoa, Chordata, Mammalia, Artiodactyla, Monodontidae. Gene Ontology annotation, cellular component: plasma membrane; cell surface; focal adhesion. The record is from RefSeq and is a predicted model, not a curated record.
GAGGUCUGGGCGGAGGGCUGGCUGGCAGCGGCUGGGGCCGCCUGCGGGGAUUGCGGCGUGGAGGUGCUAGCAGACGCGGGCGGCGGCGAGUCCCGAGCCCCCGGGCCGGAGCCGAGCUAACCGCAGUUGGGACCGGGGCCCAGAGCCGCGGCGGCUGCGGCCGGAGGACGAUGGCAGCGCCCGCCGGGGCCGGGGCACUGAUUGCAUCCUCAGACCGCAGGCGCUGGCUGUGGUCGGUGCUUGCGGUGGCGCUCGGGCUCUUGACUGCUGGUGUAUCGGCCCUGGAGGUGUAUACACCAAAAGAAAUCUUCGUGGCAAAUGGGACACAAGGGAAGCUGACAUGCAAGUUCAAGUCAACUAACACGACCGGCACGUUGACCUCAGUCUCCUGGAGCUUCCAGCCAGAGGGGACUGACACCACUGUGUCGUUUUUCCACUACUCCCAAGGGCAAGUGUAUGCCGGGAAUUACCCACCAUUUAAGGACAGAAUCAGCUGGGCUGGAGACCUCGACAAGAAAGAUGCAUCAAUCAACAUAGAAAAUAUGCAGUUUAUACACAAUGGCACCUACAUCUGUGAUGUCAAAAAUCCGCCUGACAUUGUUGUCCAGCCAGGACACAUUAGGCUUUAUGUUGUAGAGAAAGAGAUUUUGCCUGCGUUUCCAGUUUGGGUGGUGGUGGGUAUAGUUACUGCUGUGGUCCUAGGUCUCACUCUGCUCAUCACCAUGAUUCUGGCUGUCCUCUAUAGAAGGAAAAACUCUAAACGGGAUUACACCGGCGGCAGUACAUCAGAGAAUGUGUCACCGGUUAAGCGGGCUCCACGGAAGUCCCCCUCCGACACAGAGGGUCUAGUAAAGAGCCUACCUUCUGGAUCUCACCAGGGCCCAGUCAUAUAUGCGCAGCUAGACCACUCUGGCGGACAUCACAGCGACAAGAUCAACAAGUCAGAGUCUGUGGUAUACGCAGACAUCCGGAGAAAUUGAGAGGACCCCAGUCGCAUCCUGAGCAAGAAACCCAUCCACACCGGGCCCCUGUGCGGAAAACGUAGCUCACAACCACGUGCGGCCUUGGAAACCCGGACACGGACAAGCACACGUUUAUUCAUAGAGGGAGAAAAAGAAGUGUAUAAAGAAUAUGUAUAAAUAUUCUAUUUAAUCUUCCUGAUGCGAGGAGCCAGUACUGCAUGAUGAAGAGAUGGUAUGGUUCUACGUAUACGUAAAUUGUCUGUCUUUGUACUUCCCUUCAGGGUCAUUGACGGUUGAGAAAGUUCAGACACAUUCCUAUCACCAUCAUUUAGACGUGGUUUGCCUUAAUGGAGAUGGUAGCAGAUCUUUUAGUAUUCUAAUAGACAUGGCCUUUUCAUGUAAGGGCUUAACCCGCCUUCGCGUUUAUUGUACUUGGAGAGUGGAGAUGCUAUGACGGAAGCAUGUUCAGGGCGGCCUUUAGCCCAGGGUGUACCACCUAUUUGGCGGUUGUUUUUAGAAAGCAUCCAUUUGCUAUGCCACUUGGAGACAGUGUGAGAGAUUUUGUUGCUAUUAUACAGGGCAGUUUUUAGCUUUCAGUGUUGUGUAGACUAUAACAUCACACCCUGUAAGCAUAUUGUCUCAAUUUGUGGAUUCAUCAUAGCAAGAUUAGCAAAGGAUCAGUGCCGGAAGUCACUUCCUUCCAGGUACUUUUAGAUCAAUACCAUAAUCAAUAUAUAAUUGAAGUAGAGAACCCAGGCCUGGCUUGAGGAGUACUGUACCAUUGGGAGAGCAAAAGGUGUGUUACAUUCUUUGCUGAAGUCCUUCGUACUUGUAAUAAGAGUCCCCAUACACCUGAAGGAGCUGAGUUUCAUUUCCUUUUAAGUAGGCAGAAAUGGAAUGAUUAGAUUGCCAGUCUCCAGUAUCACAGAGUGCUUUCUAGAGAAUCUUCUAUAUAAAGCUUCAGUCAUGCUUCCAGCAGGGGCAGCAUCAGUCAUGGCUUCUAUAAUAGAUUCAUGAUGCCUCCAAGGCCUUUGAGGCUAAAAAGGGUCUAGAUUUUUAAAAUCAGCAAACAAGGUUAGUACUUCUACAUUGGGAAUCUCUUCUGUUUCUGUUUCUUUGUUCUUUUGAUAAACAAUGAGAUGAGGAGAAAUCUAGACCAUUUGGGCAUCCUUCUCGAUUUAUUUUCUCCCAUUGACCACCACCCCCAACACCCCAUCUCAAACCUAUGUGUUUUUUUUAACUCAGACUGAAAAGCAUGGUGAAAAUCAUUAAACACUUAUAUUGUCA